AUGGUAGGGAAUCAAUCAUUUUCCUAAGACGUUGCGGCCGGUCUUUGUUGCACGUAUGUUAAAGUCCUAAAUGUAAUAACUGUCCUGAAUGUAAUAAAGUCCUAAAUGAAAUAAUAUUUGGCACAAAAUGUAAUGAAGUUUUUAAUGUGAUAACAAUUAGUCCAAAAUGUAAUAAGCCUCCAAUGCAAUUGUUUAACUCCGCCAGUGCAUUGUUGUUACAGUGGACAUCCACAUUGAGAUGUUUAAGUGAGGCUUAUUACAUUUAGGACUUAAUUACAUUUGGGCUUUCAACACACAUACAGUCUGUGCGCAAAUUUGCAAUAGAAACACGAUUUUGCAACUUAAGGGUGCGUCCAGAAUGAAGACCAAGGAUCAGAAGACGUUUCGUUUCAUUUUUCAAAAUGAAUGGAGUGUCCAGCUGUAAAAAAAGGUCCUAAAUAAAGGCAUCUGAAUACGAAACUGAAUGAUCGGUUUUUAAUUUUUUUUUCAAGGAGUACACCUUAUUUGGUUACCUCCGUCACUACUGGACAGACAAGCGUUUUGCAAAUAAAUCCAAGGAGGUUAUUCAGCUGAAGGGAUCGACCAUUGAGCAUGCGUGGAUGCCUGACACAUAUAUUAGCAAUUCAAGACAGUCCAAUCUGAGACAAAAAGACUCUGAGGCAGAAAGUACUUUAUUUAUUUAUACCGAUGGCUCAAUGUUCUACUCGAAGGGGUGAGUUAAGGGAUAUAAACGAGUCAUCUAAGAAAUAUCACAUGAGUUUUUCCUGGUUGAAAGAACUAGACAGGAUCUCUGCUUAACAAGGCUUUCCGAAAGCCUUGUUAAGCAGAGACCCAAUGAGCGUAAACUGGCAGUUUACGCUCAUUGACUGAGGUUGGUCUUAGACCUGAGUCCUUAUAAGGUGAGGAGAGUUCAUCUUCAUUGAUCACUAGUCCACUAGGCCGAGCUCGCCGUCAUUCAAAAACCUAAUCUGCUGGUUCUCAUUGUUUAAUGCUCUUACAGUUUAACAGACCUAUUUAAACCUUAGCUAAGACCAUGAAAGGGAUAACGGCUCCUGAGUGGGUGGGAGUGAUGGCGAUUAAGGGGUGAUUCUGCACUCCCCACGCCCCCAGAACUCUUAAAUCACGGUCGUAACCGACGGAUACAGUGAAGCAUCUAACCCUAAAAUCGGCGCUCCUAACUGGGCUGGAGAAAUGGCUAUUAGGGGGUGAUUCCGCACUCCCCUCGUCUCCAGAUCUCCUGAAUCAGGAUUGUAACCAGCGGAUUCGGCUAAGCAUCUAACCCUAAGGUCAGUGACCAAAUUGUUGAACCCAUUGACCUUUUCAACCUCCUAUUACUUCAAUUUGAUCUCUUUUGCCCUUGUUGGGGUAACCUAUUCGUUCCCUCCCCCCCCAAAAAAAAACAAUGUUGUAUUGUGAUGCCAUUGAUUUUUUUAGCUACAUACAGGCAAAAUUGAAUGGGGGAGGGGAAGUCCUGUCAAUUAUUUCGAGAUUUACCCCUCAGGCGGCUCUUUACCCCUCUAAUUUCAAAUGUUCCUUUCUCUUUUCUCCUGUUUCUUUCCCACUUUCCUUUCCUUUUGUUCAAUGUCUCUUAAAAUGCAAAUGCUUCUUUCUCUGUUUUCCUGUGUCGAUCUAUUCUUACUUCCCCUUUAUCCAAGGUCUCUAAUUUCAAAUGCUCCUGUUUCUGUUCUCCUGUGUCGUUCCAUUCUUGCUUCCCCUUUAUCCAAGGUCUCUAAUUUCAAGAGCUCCUGUUUCUGUGCUCCUAUGUCGUUCCAUUCUUGCUUCCCCUUUAUCCAAGGUCCCUAAUUUCAAAUGCUCCUGUUUCUUUUCUCCUGUGAAGUUCCAUUCUUACUUUCCUUUUGUUCAAAGUCUCUAAUUUUAAAUGCUCCUGUUUCUGUUCUCCUGUGAAGUUCCAUUCUUACUUUCCUUUUGUUCAAAGUCUCUAAUUUUAAAUGCUCCUUUUCUUUUCUCCUGUGUCGUUCCAUUCUUGCUUCCUCUUUAUCCAAGAUCUCUAAUUUCAAAUGCUCCUUUCUUUUCUCUCAAUUACUUUUCCCUUUGUUCAAGGUCUCAUUUGAGUUUCGUGUUUUUAAAUUUAGGGUGAAAAUUGUGGCCUCUUGUGCUAUGGACUUGAAGGAUUUUCCAAUGGACACACAAAAGUGUGGCCUAUCUUUGGGAAGUUGUAAGUGUCUAAUUGCAUGACUUUUUUGGAAGAUAAUGGUAUCUUUCCUUUUAAUUUGUUUAGACUGAAGGAAAUGACAGUUUGCUUCCCUCUCUCGGCUAAGAGUUAUUCUCGAAAAACAGUCAUGAUCGUAAUUAAGAAAAAACCCUCAAAAAUACUGUGAUUGGACAUAAUCUCUUAAAUACUAGCAGUUGGAUAGUAGAUAACUGAGAAUUUUUGCUCGUUGUUUGUUCUUUUUACUUGUAUAACGGGGUUGUAAAAAAUACGGUACAACUGUUAAAAACACUCAGAGGUUCUAAACACCAUAUCGUCUUAUAAGAUAUAUAUUUUGUAAGGAGAAAUUCCGUCUUGGGAAUUAAAGUGUUAAGAUGUUAACUUGCGAGAAGUAUCAAAGGUGGAAGGAGAAAGCUCUGAUACUAAACAAGUAAAUUGAUUUCGUUUAGAUGGACACAGCUUGGCAGAUGUCAAUUACAAGUGGAGGCGAGAGAAGGUCGUAGUAGAGAAAAAGAACAUCGCGCAGUUUGACAUGACAGAAGCCUACUUAAACAGAAGCGUUAUGAUUUAUAUCUCAGGUUGGUUAUCUAAAGUAUCUUGCAUGUUUAAAAUCUGACAAAGUUCCUCAUGAAAUUUCGUUCGAAAAGUUGAUGCCCUCCUUUCUUUAAAAGGUAUGAAAUUUGUUGAUCGAGCUAUGCCUUUUUCUUGCAUAAGCUAUCUGUGUUUCUUGUCUUCUCAAUGAAAAAAGUAAGCUGAAGAGUUGAAUGUAGAACUGUGUUCUUUUAUGAGGCAUAAGUGCGAUUUGUCCAUCUUGAAUUUCCGUUUUCAUAUCACAAAGAAUAAUGAUUUUUUCAGUGUGAUUGUCCCUUUUUCCCUCUAUGAUAGCUACUUGACCUAACCUUAGCAAUUCAAUCGUUAUGCAGACAAGUCCCCUUAAAUGCUUUCCUUGGAAUAAUGAAGGGUACCCAUGGUGUUAUAAAACAAAAGCAAUGAAAAUACUGAUCAAAACCAUAAUAAAAUUCUCGAACGUGAUUGGUUAUCACCAACCCAAUUUGAGCACUAAUAGGACAGUGUACGCGUCAUGCUUGUACUUGGACUGUGUAUAGGACAGUUAAAGGGACAGUUAACACGUCAUACAUGUGUAGGUGAACAGAGCGUUUCAUGUGCGCGCGCUGUUGUUCCGCAUUUCGCCGAGUCAACAGUUUUUUUUUUUAUGAAGACGUACAACCGAUGUCUAGUUUCUUUCUCAAAUUUUGUCAUAGUUUUCAUUAAUUGAUAACAGGACUUCGUGUCGUCCAAUUCUGUCAGUAAUCAUACUCACGAUUUUUCCAAUUUAAGACUACCGCUUCGCGGUCGUCCGAUUUUGUUAAUCACUUGUAUGAUUACAGACGGAAUUGGACUCCUCUUAGUCCCAUUACCAUUAUAAAUAGCCUUUCAGCAGAGUUUUCCUUUGUUGUGGGCUUAUAUUGCGAUACGUUGGAAGACUCGACUUGGUAUUGCAAAAAGGGCCGCUCGUUCGCCAAAUUCCUUUUAUCGGGUCAAUGUGACAUGUAAGUCUUACAUAACCAAACCUUACAUCCACAGGUAACUAUACCCAACUUCUAGUCUACUUCCACUUUGAACGUCGUAUCGGUUAUUACGUUAAUCAGGUCUACAUCCCGGAUACACUGAUAGUCACAAUUAGUUGGAUCGUCUUUUGGUUGGGCCAAGACGACAUGGGUGGUCGAGUAGGAUUGGGAAUCACCACGCUUUUGACCAUAAUGUUUCUGUUGGGCUCGGUGAAUAUGUCUCUACCUCGAGUGAGCUAUGCCAAAGCUAUAGACUGGUACCUGAUUGUCUCCUUUGUGUUCGUGUUUCUUGUCCUGUUUGAAUGCAUCAUCGUGUACGUUGUCCGUCAACGAAAGCGAUCACGGGAGGAGAGCGGUCGGGACAGGAGUUUGGACCUAGAGGAGGGCAAGAGAGAGGUAAGGGAAUGAUUCGGAGUUGGAAUAAUAAAGCAAACUGUUAAAUUAAUUUUCCACGGACUUGCCAGUUUGGAUAACUUUCUGAUCGACCACCUGGUGGGAGGGUGCUCCUGCUCUUGCGAGAACAAGUCAGCUUACGAGCCAUGCAGAAGUCCCAACCGACAAUAGCUUAUCUCGGCUUUGUCACUAUAAAAAGAUAAACGGUAUUUAUUUUCCUCCCUUAUGGGAUAAUAGCCUGCUACAGGGUUAUCCGUCCCCACCCCACCCUUACACCCCCAAUCUCCCCCUCCCUUCCAGCAUUUCCUCGUGUAUCCUUCACAGUUCGCUGGUAUCCAUUUUUUUUCCUGGGUGGAGAGAUACACUGCUAAGAUUGAACUGUCCUAACUGCUUUUCCAAGAGGAACACUACUCCGGCAAUUCCCGGCGAGGGUUCUAUCGCAGACCAUUUGACUCGAAGCUGAGCACGAUGACAGCGGCUUCCAUCCAAAUGCAACAAACGUCCCGCGUAAGACCAGGAUGAGAAAUGUUGAGCAGGGGUCUUUCAGACGUAAAAAUUGGCAAAUUUUAACAUUCAUUCGUUGAAAGAAGUUAGCAGGAAAAACUUUCCUUUAAAACUUAUUGAAAAGAAAUAAAACGUUAGCCGUUAUAUAGCCAAAUUUUAAGCGAUAGCCGUUAAAGCCAUCACCAAUUUGACACCCACUUAGUCUGUCCAGUCUGGAGAUACAGUACUGAGAGCGAUUUCAACAUUUCAGGUCGGUAAUCGAGUAAACUUUCGAGUAAAUCGGCUGAAAAUUUUUCGUAAUUGCCUGGUGUGUUCUUUGAUCAUAAUAGAAGUGUUCUCUUUUUUGCAGAGAGCUCGUACUGAAGACAGUUUUUAUAUAGAGAAGCUCCUAAAGAGUGAUGGCUUUGUGAACGUGGAGAUGCUUUCGAACACCGGUGAACUGGCGAUAGUCAGUUCACGAAACAACGUCGACUCAUUCCUUCCAGAGAAAAAAGAUGACAUUGAGAUGACUGAUAGGACAAGUCAGAGAGGAAUGAUGAGUUGCAAGAACAAACGAGCGAGGCUGUCGGUUGGUGAUAUAAUCGAUCGUAUCUCGCGCCUUCUCUUUCCUCUUGCUUUUAUUUCGUUCAACGUCUCUUAUUGGAAUCAUUACUUGAGCAAAUAAUAUGGCAAAGAAUGUUCUGAGGCAAAUUGCUAGCUUUGCGGAAAAGAAAACAUAAUAAACAUUGCGGAAUCACAAAAAAAUUUUAGAGAGAC
Messenger RNA from Pocillopora meandrina, 5391 nucleotides. Lineage: Eukaryota; Metazoa; Cnidaria; Anthozoa; Scleractinia; Pocilloporidae. The record is from the annotation of a GenBank genome assembly.